Molecule: messenger RNA, 1188 nt
Organism: Eremothecium cymbalariae DBVPG#7215
Lineage: Eukaryota; Fungi; Ascomycota; Saccharomycetes; Saccharomycetales; Saccharomycetaceae
Gene: SPE2
Product: adenosylmethionine decarboxylase SPE2
Exons: 1
Coding region: 1-1188 (395 amino acids)
Biological process (GO): spermidine biosynthetic process; spermine biosynthetic process
Cellular component (GO): cytosol
Molecular function (GO): adenosylmethionine decarboxylase activity
Source: RefSeq, a predicted model, not a curated record
AUGUCGGAGCUCAGUUCUCAUAUGGACCAUGUGUACAUCGACAAGGAAUUAUCUGCAAAUUUAGAUUCAACUUGCGCAUUUGAGGGUCCAGAAAAGCUACUAGAGAUUUGGUUCUACCCGAAUGAAGAAUCAAUUCCAAAUGGGGGUAAGGGACUACGUUCAAUAUCUGUGGAGGACUGGUGUUCUAUGUUGAAAUUAGUUAACUGUGAGGUUCUUUCGAUCAAGAAAACUAAGAAAAUAGAUGCUUUUUUACUGAGUGAAUCGUCAAUGUUUGUGUUCGAUCACAAGCUUACGUUAAAGACAUGCGGAACCACUACUACUUUGUCCUGCCUGGAAAAGCUGUUUGAUAUAGUAAAGGUUCAAUUGUCGUGGGAUCUAUUAGAUCCUGAACUUAAAAAGUUUCGUCCGUACAAAGUUUUUUACUCUAGACGGUGCUUCAUGUUUCCUGCUAACCAACGUUCGAUUCAUAAAAGUUGGUCAAAUGAGGUAGCUUGCCUUAACAAGUUCUUUUGCUGUGGCGUCUCGUACUUGAUUGGCCGUAUUGAUCAAAACAAUCAUUGGAACCUGUAUGUCACGGAGACUAAUAAAGGUUUGGAAACCUUUGACUCCUCUAGUGAAAUGGAUGAAACACUGGAGAUCUUGAUGACCGGUUUGGACCACAAUAAGGCACAGCAAUUUGUUUAUAGUAGAAACUCGACGACAGAACCUGCUGAUCAAGAAAAUAAUGGCACUAAUCCAACAGGACAUUUGAUGGGAUUAGCAACUAAUAAAUCCACACAGCUGAACCAAAUCUAUGAUAAUAUUACAGGCGUGUCUUGUGCAGAAGACGCUUUUGCUUUUACACCAUGCGGAUACUCUAGUAACAUGGUAGUGGACGAAAAAUACUAUUAUACUUUACAUGUGACUCCUGAAAAAGGGUGGUCAUAUGCUUCAUUUGAAAGUAACGUCCCCGUGGAAUCUCUAUCCGGUGGUAAGAUGAAUCAUUAUGAUGUUUUAAAACAGGUACUUGAAGUUUUUGAGCCCGCUGAAUUCUCUAUAACAUUAUUAGCCAAACGUCCUCUUUCGAAGGAUCUGUUGAAGUUAACAAGUUUGUUUGACAAUGUAGCAGCAUACCACAAGUGUGAUAAAAUUAUACAUGAGCUGGACGACUAUCAAUCGAUCUAUUUAAGGUACAGGCAGGCUAUUUAA